AUGACUCGCAGCGGCCGCAGGGAUUUCGCCAAAAUGCAAUGCAGCGUCCCCGUCUCACUCGUGCAGGCGGUUAAACUUGUAUUUCUUGUUCCAUUGGAAUUUUUGGCUGUGUUGACAGCAGCUUCAUAUGAAAAUCCAUCAAGCUGGGCAGACACUGCCGUUGAAUUAGAUGAAGCAGGAGACUCGCCGCAGCAAUUAGAGGGACCGGAGGCAUAUGAUGAGGAAGCUCCCCGUCCCGUUAUUCACAGGAAUCACAUGAUGAUUUUAGCACUCUCAGUAAUACUACUUGCAGUCCUGCGCAUUAUGGUUGCAUCCAAAAAGGCUGCCGUUGUGAAA
Messenger RNA from Eimeria maxima, 336 nucleotides. RefSeq lists its product as hypothetical. The record is from RefSeq and is a predicted model, not a curated record. The annotation marks the transcript as partial. Lineage: Eukaryota; Apicomplexa; Conoidasida; Eucoccidiorida; Eimeriidae. The transcript has a single exon.